This is a messenger RNA of Seriola aureovittata, 3318 nucleotides long. RefSeq names its product phospholipase B domain containing 1a (gene plbd1a). Gene Ontology annotation, cellular component: extracellular region. Gene Ontology annotation, molecular function: glycerophospholipase activity. The transcript is spliced from 11 exons. The coding region runs from base 264 to 1880 and encodes 538 amino acids. NCBI's taxonomy places the organism in Eukaryota, Metazoa, Chordata, Actinopteri, Carangiformes, Carangidae. The record is from RefSeq and is a predicted model, not a curated record. Gene Ontology annotation, biological process: phospholipid catabolic process.
AAAUAAUCUUAAGGUUUUGCUUCCUGACAGUAAACAGUACGACUCUGCUUCCUCUCAAAGGACACAUGUACCGUGUGUUGUUGUUCCCUUUUCCUCCGGCCCGCAGCCAAUCAGGAAACACUCCGCUCCGCCGACACUCCUGCCGCCUCGGACUUUCCCUUCGCCACAAAACAACUUAUUUCCUCUUCGUCUGAGCCACCUUUGGACGAUCCUUGACUCUUGUUUUGCAGUUGUUUUAGCGUUUUAGCGGCUCUUACACAGCCAUGCUUUCUGUGCAGAGACUGUGUGUUUUUCUUUUAUUCAACGCGGCUGCGACCUUCGUCUCUGCAGACAAGAUGACAGCAGCCACGGUGUACUGGGACUCCCAACACAAAAUGGUCCUGCUCAAGGACGGGGUGCUGGAGACGGAGGGGGACGCGUACGGGUACCUGAACAACACCCUGUCCAGUACAGGCUGGAGCGUCCUGGAGAUCCGUGCCGGCUACGGAAAGACCCAGGAGACCGAUGAUAUCACCUUCUACCUGGCCGGAUACCUGGAAGGUUUCCUCACUGCCCAGCAGAUGAUGGACCACUACACCAACAUGUAUCCGCAGCUGAUCGAAAACCCGAAGAUCCUCAGCCUGGUUCAGAGUUUCAUGGCGAAGCAGGAUUCAUGGGUCAGAGAGCAGGUGAAACUGAACAAGAGCUCUGAUCCUCUGUGGCAGCAUGCGGGCUUCAUCGUGGCCCAGAUGGACGGGCUGCAAGCGGGAGUGAGAGACUGGGCCAAGAAAGAAGGGAAAAAGCCGCUGACCCUGUUUGACAUCCAGUUCCUGAACUCGGUGGGAGAUCUACUGGAUCUGAUCCCAGCCUUGGUGCCCGGCUCCAACCCUCCGCUCAGAGACUUCAAACUCCCAGGGAUGGGACACUGCUCUGCGCUCAUCAAGAUGCUGCCCGGCUUUGAGAACCUCCUGUUCGCUCACUCCAGCUGGUAUACGUACGCCGCCACCAUGCGGAUCUACAAACACUGGGACUUCCACAUCGCUGAGCCCCACGCCGCCACGGGGAAACUGUCCUUCAGCAGCUACCCUGGUUUCCUGGUGUCUCUGGAUGAUUUCUACCUCCUGGGCAGCGGCCUGAUGAUGACCCAAACCACCAACAACGUCUUCAACUCCUCCCUGUUCGACACUAUCACCCCCAAAAGCCUGCUGGCGUGGCAGCGGGUCAGGCUGGCUCACAGUCUGGCUCGUACCGGAGAGGACUGGGCCAAAACCUUCUCCAUGUACAACUCUGGUACCUACAACAACCAGUACAUGGUGUUGGACAGGAGCAGAGUGAAGCUGGGCGACAGCGUUGAUGACGGCGCCCUGACGGUGGUGGAGCAGAUCCCCGGGCUGGUGGAGUACUCCGACCAGACGCAGGCGCUGCGCAGAGGUUACUGGCCGUCCUACAACAUUCCUUUCCACAAGAAGAUCUACAUGCUGAGUGGCUACGGGGAGAUGUGGAAGGAGUACGGCGAGGACUUCUCCUACGACCUCUGUCCCAGAGCCAAGAUCUUCAGACGCGACCAGGCCGAUGUCAAAGACCUGGACUCCUUGAAGCACAUCAUGAGGUUCAAUGACUACAGGAACGAUCCAUACUCCAAAGGCGACCCCUGCAAGUCCAUCUGCUGCCGUAACGACCUGAGGUCAGAGCGGCCUUCGCCAGGAGGUUGCUAUGACACCAAGGUGACAGAUUUCCAAAUGGCCGGGAAUUUUCAUGCGGAGGCGGUGAACGGGCCGACCACGCAGGACGGACUCCCGCCGUUCCUCUGGGAUAAAUUCAGCAGCAUCAGCCACCAAGGUCUGCCGCGGUCCUACAACUUCACCUUCAUCAAGAUGCAGCCUCUUCUCUUCGAUCCAUGAGGUGUGUGUGUGUGUGUGUGUGUGUGUGUGUGUGUGUGUGUGUGUGUGUGUGUGUGUGUGUGUGUGUGUGUGUGUGUGUGUGUGUGUGUGUGUGUGUGUGUGUGUGUGGGAGAGAGAGAGAGAGAGAGAGACAGAGAGAUGCUUUCUGGCUAAAGCUUUCAGAUUAUAAACGUCCAGGGUGAAAGGUACAAUCAUUUGUGGUUCUGUUUACACAAAGAUGAUUUUAUUUUAACUGUUGCUUAAAGAUCAGAAUUGCGUCCCACCAACAUGUGCUUCCUUUUUAAACAAGUACCAUUUCACAAUAAGAGUUCCCUUAUAAAGGAUUUAUAACUGGUUUAUAAUUAGGUCAUUAAUCUGGUUGUUUACACUUUACAAAUCAUAAAUAAACAACUAUAAAUAAGUUAUAAUACAGUUUUCAUACAUUGAUGCAGGCUCACUAUUUGGCAAGAUCCAGUUAAUGCUUAUUACUCAUUAAUGUUACUAAUGAGUUUCUACCAUUUAUAACUGGUAAAAGGAGCCUGAUUGUAACUGAUUAAUAAAUGUUGAUGUGUUUUACACUUUACCAGUUAUAAAUGUUUGUAACUUCCUGGGAUGCUAACGUCCUAAAGAAGAUGCCAACCAGCAAAAAGCAUCUCCAUUUUAAUAUCCGCUGUGCAAAACAAUCUGAUUGUAUUAUAUUAUAAUAUAUAUAUAUAAAUUAUAAUAUAUACAAAUAUGUGAAGAAGCAGCAGGUACAAACGCUGGUUGAUGGAGAAAACAAAGAAAGCUCAGUAACUAAUGACAUAUGAGGCUGAACAGAACAGAUACAUGUGGUCUCACUAUUUGGCAAGCAGCAGGUCGCUGUUGCCCUUUUUUAUCUAAUGUGUUAUAACAGUUUAUAAAUGAUUAAUAAAGUGUUAACUCAUAAAUCCGUCAUGAGGGUCGUCUUAUCGAGAAGUGGGACCUUUAAAUGUGCGCAGUUUGUGAGAGCUUCCCUCCACCUGAUGAACUGCAAAGCUCGGCUUGCGAUUUGUCAAACUGCCAAUCAGAUUUUAAGUCUGUAGUUUAACACACGUCUUACUCAGGGUAUGAAGAUGGAUUUACUUUGAAAUGCAGUAGAAAUCAGCCGUGUGUUUUUUGUUUUUUUUUAUACCUGCAGCCAUUUGUGCCUCAGACACAGUGAUUUCAUUAAAUCAGUGGCUGUGUGUCUUUAAUCUUUCUGGGCGUCUUUUCCAGAUAAGAAAACACUAUUGUUUUAAUGUUUGAUGAAACAAUCAUUCUCAGGACACCUGAGCUUCUCCGCUCUUGUGAUGAGUGAUGUGAGAAUCUGUUUUCUGUACUGAGCUAAAUGAAAAUAUCUCAGGUUUGUAUUUUUUAUAUAUAAGCCUGUGUUUCUGUGUGUAUCCUGCUGUCAUUUCAUGUGCUGAUUCUUUAUUAAAGUUUUACUGUUGCGUCAGUA